Hipposideros armiger (great roundleaf bat) is the source of this 6571-nucleotide messenger RNA. RefSeq names its product CUB domain containing protein 1 (gene CDCP1). The transcript has 4 exons. The coding region runs from base 1 to 1263 and encodes 420 amino acids. The record is from RefSeq and is a predicted model, not a curated record. Lineage: Eukaryota; Metazoa; Chordata; Mammalia; Chiroptera; Hipposideridae.
AUGGACCACCGCUACUGCCACAGGAAGUCCUACUUUCUCCAGGUGCCCAGGGACAUCCUUCAGCUGCCUGUGCAGCUGCGCGACUUCUCCUGGAAGCUGCUGGUGCCCAAGGACACGCUCAGCCUGGCACUGGUGCCAGCCCAGAAGCUGCAGCAGGACACACGGGAGCGGAUCUGCAACAACAGCUUCAGCUACCUCAUGGCCAGCAGCAGCAGCCCCGGCCAGGACCUUUACUUCGGCUACUUCUGCACAGGAGGCUCCAUUGAGCAGAUCCAGGUGAAGCAGAACAUGUCAGUGACCCUGCGCACCUUUGCCCCCAACUUCCAGCAAGAGGUCUCCAAGCAGGGCCUGAAGGUGUCGUUCAUACCCCACUUCAAAGAGGAAGGUGUUUUCACGGUGACCCCGGACAUGAAAAGCAAGGUCUACCUGAGAAGCCCUAACUGGGAGCGGGGCCUGCCACCCCUCAACUCGGUGUCCUGGAACAUAAGCGUGCCCAGUGACCAGGUGGCCUGCCUGACCUUCGUAAAGGAGCGGACCGGCCUGGUCUGCCAGACGGGCCGCGCGUUCAUGAUCGUCCAGGAGCAGAAGACCCAAGCCGAAGAGGUCUUCAGCCUGGAGGAGACGCUCCCCAAGCCAAGCUUCCACCAUCACAGCUUCUGGGUCAACGUCUCCAACUGCAGCCCUGUGAGUGGCAAGCAGCUGAACCUGCUCUUCCAGGUGUCGCUUUCCCCAAGGACUGUGGACCUGACUGUUGUCCUCAUCGCAGUGGUGGGAGGUGGCGCCUUUCUGCUGUUUGCCCUCGGACUCAUCAUUUGCUGUGUGAAAAAGAAUAGGAAAAAGAAGAUAAGCAAGGGCCCGGCCGUAGGUAUCUACAAUGGCAACGUCAACACCCAGCUGCCGAUGCAGCCAAAAAAGCUUCAGAAAGUACGAAAGGACAGUGAAUCCCACGUGUAUGCGGUCAUUGAUGACACCAUCGUAUAUGGGCAUCUGCUGCAGGAUUCCAACGGGUCCUUCGUCCAGCCAGAGGUGGAAACCUACCAGCCCUUCCAGGGCCCCACAGGGGACUGCCCACCCUCCCCGCCCCCCACAUGCUCCAGGGCCCCGACUGCAAAGCUCACCCCCGAGGAGCCACCCCCUGGCUCCAGUGCUGAGUCUGAGAGCGAACCCUACACCUUCUCCCACCCCAAGGAGGGGAACGAAAGCAACGGAGGCACAAACGUUCCCUUGCUGGAUGCCCACGAGCCAGCGGCGUCUGCGGAAUAACUUGGACUCAUCCCAAAGACUUUUUCAUAAAACAGGGCACUGAGAUGCCCUGGAGGGUGCCCGCCAGAAAUCCUAAAGAAGACACGUUAUAUGGAAGGAAGAGCAAGAGGUUUCCCAGAACAGCACCAACUUCUGAUUUCCAAGUGAACUCAUUCUGGUGGUGAGACGCUGAAAAUGAUGAAUUGUGAUCCAGACACAAUUAUCAUAGCUCAGGUCCCUCUGAACUCAGGCUGAGCUGUAAACCAGCCCAUAAUGAGCGAGGAGAGGUGUGAGUCACCAGGUACAGGGCAGCCACGAGCCCUGGAUUUGGAUUGGACCUCUUUGGGUUGACGGUUCCAACCCCUCGGAACCCACCCGAGGCCCCUGCUCUCUCAUUGGGUCCCUUGGACAAAAAUGACAAUGUGCCUUUUUUAGUAUUAUUUAUUUGAUGGUCCUGUGUGUUUAAGAAGUCGGAUGCGUAACCACACAGCGAUUUUCACCUGACAUAGUGACAAGUCACGCUAACUGGUUGGAUGGCUGGGUUUAGACUUCUCCUGGUCACUAGGUAAACGUGUGCUUGUCCCCUGGGAGGUGGGAAGAAUUUGCAGUCUGUCUACCAGAAAGAGUGUGUGUGUGAGAGAGCAGAGAUGCAUAUCUUCUUUGAUGAGAGACUUCUUGGUUCUCUCAUUCUGCAUGUGGUUAUCCCGCUGCAGAAAUUCAUUAUCCUUAGUCCUAGAAACAAGGGAAAUUUCCUUGAAUUGCCACCUGUGGUUCUCCCAGCUUCAGCAAUACUUCUGCAUUUAAACAGAAAUGUAGGGAAUAUUUUCAUCCUCUACAAACGUUUACAAAUACAGCAGGCUCCCUGUAUUCGUUUCCUAUUGCUACAGUAACAAAUUACCACCAACUUGGUGGCUUAAAACAACACAAAUUUCUUAUCUAUAGUUCUGGAGAUCAGAAGUGCAAAAUGGGUUUUCCUAAGCUAGAAUCGUGGGGACAGCAGCUACACUCCCUUGGGAGGCUCUGGGAGACAGUCCAUAUCCUUGCCUUUCCCAGCUUCCAGAAGCUGUUCACCUUCCUUACCUCCAAUGGCUGGUCACACCCCAGCCCUGUGACACUCAUUCUCCUGCUUCCGUCUUUCACUAGUGAAGCCCACCUGGAUAAACCCUGAUUCACUCCCCACCGCAGAAUCUCUAAUCGCACUGAAAAAGUCCCUUUUGCCAUGGAAGGUAACAUAUCCACGAGUUCUGGGGAUUAGGAUGCGGACAUCUCUGGAGGGCCAUUAUUCUGUUUACCACACCUUCCUGCCGCUGCAGGAGACACUACACACCGAUCCAGCCCACAGGUGUGUUUUGUGUAGCGGGCAGAAUCUUUUUUAAGAAUUAGUUACUAACGUUUCAAUUUGUUAAAAUGUUUACGUAAAAACCCAGAUCAGAAGAUCUGGCUGUGCUGGGGCUCACGUUGUCACCUAGAAACACCUGGCUGGAGAGGCGAAGCAGCUCCACCUGUAGGCGGGGCAUCUGGUCCGCCAGGUCCCCGCAGUCCCCACCACUCCCUGCCGCCUCCCACGCUGAGGCUCAGUGUCCAGUGCUGCUGGCCAGUGCCCCUGCAGGGUUGCUUUCCUCAUGCUGAAAUGGAAAGUGUGGGACCCAUAUCUCGCAUCCAAUGAGCAGACAGGCCUCGAGGCUGGUGUGUGUUUCAGGCAAUUCUUUUUUCUUCCACGCAGCCCACAUUCCUCCUUUACUCAUGGCCGGCCCCACUCCUAUGGGUGGUUGUCUUGGUAGCCCCUGUGCUCUCUCAUCUGGGAGGAAAAAGAUUACGUUAUGGCUUGUCUGCACCAUCCAAAGUUCUCAUAUUUCUGUGGCAAAACUUCCUUUGGAAAAUGAAUGCCCUUCAUUAAGUUUGGCGAAUUCACCCUGGGAAAUACCCUGCCUGGACUUGUUCCUGUGCCACUUUGCCUCUGUGAAAAUGAGUUUUGCAACCUCCGAAAUGGUGUGUAUUUUCGGGCUUUCCCAGAAGGAAGAGUUUAUGGUUGUUGUUGUUUCAUUUAGUCCUCCGUGCUGCCUGGGGCACCUUUCCCCUCUGAAAUGCUGGCUCCUGCCCGGUUACCCCCUCCAUGAAGGGCUGGAGGCGGGCUGUGGCUCCCUUCCCUCAACUGCAAUUGUAUCGUUAUUUAAAAUCGCCAUUGGAUCCCUAGCCCUCUGCUCUCCACCUUCUCCGAUCUCCUGGCCUCGUCUGAGGUUCAGCGUGCCCGUGAUCUUCCUUCCACCCCAGAGUGCGGCCGGCCACCUUUGGCGUGGCCCUCAUCACACACAUCACCUUUACUUACAAGGGCCCCACGUGGCCAUUUUCUUUUAACUGAGCUCAAAACUCCAGGCCAAGUUGCCGUCUUCCUGAGACUUCAGGUGGAUUUUAUGUUUUCUGAAGAUAUGCCUCCUGAAAAGUGUCAGCCUGACAUAUCCUUGGCUCUUGUCUUUAAAGCCCAGGCCCCACUUAGGUAAACUAUUUCAGGGUCACUGGAAAUCAGUCAAACGCAUUUGUUGAAGCCUGUGUGCGCCAGGACCAUGCCCCUGCUCUCUGCGUCUACCGAUGCCCACCUGCCAUAGCCGUGAGGAACCUGGCUCGUACAGGACCAAUCUCGAAUGCUGCAGUCAUUUUGCACGGGAGAGGGAAGUCUCAAGGAAGAGAAGAGGGGAGAAAAGCGUAAGUCCAUGGGAUGUAACCAUGGUCAAAGUUAGCAGACUGGUUUGUGUGGAUCUGCAGUGCUUAACUAGAAAUAAUUUAUUUGUUGUAGAUACUUUUUAGGUAGCAUUUUAUUCAUUUCCUACACUUUUUUUAAAUAAACAAAUAUACAGGAAAAAAAAAUGGGUUGUUUACAUGCUUUGUCCCCUGGUUCAGCUGAGACCCAAAUUUCCCAGUUGUUUACUAUGACAAACUCGACAUGAGCUCAGCAGAUGCUGUCUUCUCUGUGUGUUGACGGUCCAGGAAGUUGGGCUUUGGGCUGCCAGUGGGUAACUCAGCGGCCAGAGCUUGUCCUGUCCUGUUCCCGUUAGGCAAAGUGAGCCCCCUCUGUGUGACCACUUCCGAUACCUGAUCCGCGUAGAGGCCCAGGGCCACCCUCGUCACUGACUGCGGUGGAGCUCUCAGCCCAUUGUGGGUCAUCAUCCACCAGAACAGAAGCAAAGGGAAGGUGGUGGGAGACGGGAGUUCCAGAGGGGCCCCCACCCUCCGCCACGCACUUGGAGAGGAGACCCAAGGGCACUGAGGAGACCACAUGUUGCUGCCUAACAAACCACCCCAAACCUAGUGACUUAACAAUCGUUUAUCCUGGUCACAAAUCUAAUGUGAGCAGGGCUUCCCAGCGAUUGCUUAUUUUGGUUUGUGUGGCCUCUUGGGCAGCUCAACCUAGAAUCCACUUUCAAGAUGGCGGCAUCACACAGCCGGCAAGCUAGUGCUGGCUACGGCUGGGAGCUAUGAUUCCUUGUCACCCCAACCUGUCUACAGGGCUUUGGGGGCUUCUUCACAACAUGGCGGUUGGGUUCCAAGAGUGAGUGUCCCAGUCAGGAAGUCAGAGCUGCCAAGUCUCGCGAGGCCUGAGCCUGGAAACUGGCACGGCGUCACUUCCAUUCUAGUCUAUGGGUGCGUCGGUCACAGAGCCUGCCCAGACAUUAAGGAGAAGCAGCAAAGCCCUCAUGUCUCCGUGGGAGGGACAAAGAAUGUGCAGCCAUCUUUAAUAUGCUACCGUGGAUCUGGGGAGAUCAGCCCCAACGCCGUGUCCUGACAGCACUGACUGCGUCUGUGUCUGGGCCACAUCCCACCUCUGACUGCCUCUCUCCUGAAUCCUGUUCUUGGGCCUCAAGCUGCAGUCUCUGGGCUUCUGGACUUUCCUCUCUGCACACUGCUCCAUGGGGAUCCACUGGUGUCCUCUACUCUAUGAUGAUAAUGCCUCAAAUCCUAGCUGACACCUACCCGGGUGCCACAUUUUCACAGCCCGGUGGGUUUUUCCCCUCAUACUUCCCUGUGUUCCCCAAUCUGAUUUCUCCAGAGGGGAAUUCAUUCUCUCCUCAUCCCUUACCCCAAGUCUUCUGCCCCUUUCACGUGGGUUCAUUUGCUGACUCUGCCCUUUCAUUAGCUGUGUGUCCUUGAGUUGGGUCUUUUUCUCAAAUGUCUGCACAAGAUUAAAUCUUCUGAGAUCACUUCCAUCUCUAAAAUGCUUUGAUUCUCCCAUCACCCAGGCCCAGAAUAUUGGACCCAACUUUGGUUCAUCCCUGUCGCUCACCCUGAUAGCUUUCAUUCUUCUCCUGUCUGGCCUCCCCCUCCUUUCCGCCACUCAUUUUUCAUCACGUGACUCCCUUGCUCUGAAACCUGUGCCUCCAGAUUUGUCCCUCAGAACAAAGUCCUCGAUCGCCUACUGAGGUAUGGCACCCCCAGUUUACCCCUUACCUCCUUACCUCUCUGACCUCUCCCUCCUCUCAACCCAUGGCCUCAGAGCUUUAUCCCAACACCACUUAAAUCCUCAGGUGUAUCAGAGGCACAAGUACCCAUAUAUUUGCUCAUGCCCCUGCUCCUGGACAACCUGCGGGCAAAAGCUGUCCUCCCUGUCUCCCUCCUGAUGAAAAUCCUACCAGCACUUCAGAGUCCACCAUAAGCCCACUUCCUUCAGGAAGCCCUCCAGCCCCACUAAGCUCUCCCUCUAAAUGCCAGUAGUUUUUAGGAUGCCUAACACUCUGCACUUAGGAACGUUAAUUUCAUGACUUAGAAGUUUGUACUUGCAGUUAGGUUUUUGCCUAACAAGAUGGUCCUUUUCUCAGACGUAGGAGUCCAUGUUUUGCACUUGGUCUUCCUACCUCACAUUGCAUCACACAGCGGGCGCCCUAGAAAUAAUGUCUGUUCCAUUUGAAUGUCAGAAUGGAGACACAUCCCCCAGUAACUUCAGGCAGAUGUCAUACUUGAGGGAAGGAAUUCGAUGCCAGGCAAACACCCUGUGCUAGGAGCUUUGCAAACCUUAUCUCAGGUCAGCGUGAUGAUCCCAGCAACUUUUCGUCUCCACUUGACUGAUGAGAAGAAAAAAAGGCCCAGGAAGUUGGAGUCACUUGCCCAAGGACACAAACCUAUAAGAAGCAGGGUGGCAACUGAACGGACUUUCCAGUGUCCUGCUGCUCUGCUCAGCUCAGCCCAGGAUGACCCUUCUGGGAUCCGAGAUCAGGUAAGGGCUGCCAGGGAUGGCCCAGGACCCCAUAAGAUCUUUGUCUCCCGUGUUUUUGUUUUUGUUUUCUUCCUCUGACUCGUGUACUCAUCUCAACAUCUCCACUUGACAUCUAACGGACAUCUC